Messenger RNA from Saccharomycopsis crataegensis, 885 nucleotides. RefSeq lists its product as uncharacterized. Lineage: Eukaryota; Fungi; Ascomycota; Saccharomycetes; Ascoideales; Saccharomycopsidaceae. The coding region runs from base 1 to 885 and encodes 294 amino acids. The record is from RefSeq and is a predicted model, not a curated record. The transcript is spliced from 2 exons.
AUGAUUCCUUCUAAGUGCAUUUUCCAGAGGUCCUCAAGCAGCAUUAAUAUUACAAAUUUAAUGAAAACUUUGCCUAAAUCCACCGGAAAUGGGCCUUUUGCAGCCAGCCCUAAAAUACGAGCAAUCGGAUCUCAAUCAGAACUAAGCAGUCAGCCAAUAAAUUUGAUCUCUUUACCGUCAAACUCCUUGAUCAAUUUCACCGGUUCAGUAGUAUCGAUCUUCACACCUUCUUCACAAAAUAAGUUUUCUAUAUCAAACAACAAUAACAAUAGCCACACUGGGUCCAAAAAGCUUGUUACGCAAGUUCCGGUCUCACUUGUGGUUAAUAUUGGUUCCUUGACGUAUCGAAACCUAGCGACAAUAACUGCAGCAAAAAAUGGCACUGAAAAAGUCAAUGAUGGCUGGCAAACAUGGGAGAUCUUUGCCCAACAAAACAUGGUCGGCCAUAAACAAAACACCCCCAAUGAUUAUGAAAUAAUGUUAGGCUAUGACUCGCUGGUACAGUUGGGGGACAAAGAAAGCAUUUUCAUUGAUAAAAAAUCGUUGAUUGCUAUUGGUUUAUCUUCAGGUGCGCGUUUUGAAAUUGUGAUUCUGAAGAUUUGGAGAAGCAUCUUCAUGAUGAAUCUUAGCAGAAGCAUUAAUGGACUGUGGAGAAAAUAUUCUAGCUGGAAAAUAUGGAAGAUUGGAUCAAAGGCUUUUGGAAGCUUAUACGGUCAAAUACCUGUCAUUCUAAAUGCAAAGGAUAAAGAAGUUGUAGGAAACUAUUACCAAAACUUCAAAGCCAAAUGCAUCAUUGGCGUAUUAUGGAUAAGAUCAAGUUUAAGAAUCAAAAGAGAUCCAUUGGUGAAAAUUACAGGCCCAGCUACAGUAUUGGUGAAGAAAUAA